This is a messenger RNA of Lolium perenne, 2671 nucleotides long. RefSeq lists its product as uncharacterized. The record is from RefSeq and is a predicted model, not a curated record. Lineage: Eukaryota; Viridiplantae; Streptophyta; Magnoliopsida; Poales; Poaceae.
UCCUCUUUUCUCCCACCUCGGCUUCUCCUCCUCCUGCCUCUCUCUCUGCUCUGCUUGGAGUGAAAAUUUGCCAUUUCGGGAAAGAAAGGUGGAAGGGAACUCAAGACGACGCCGUCGCCGCCUCGCCUCCUCCCCGGGAAGGAAAAGAAAGAAGAAUCGGACGGAUGUACAUGGCCGCCGACGAGGCCGCCACGGCCUUCGUGGCAACGAGCCUCGACACCCGCAUCGCCGUCUCCUUCACCGCCUCCGACACCACCGUCGCCGACCUCAAGCGCAUAGUGAGCGACGAGCACGCCGCGUCGUUCCCCCACAUCGGCCGAAUCACCGUCGAAUCCUUCAAGGUCAGGCGCAGAGGUUCCUGGUACCACCUCGCCGACUCCGUGGCGCUCCGGACCGCCUUCCACGGGGUCAAGGGGGCCUGGCACCUCCAGGCGCAUGUUCUGCCUCACCCUGCACCUCCAAGCUCCGGCAAUGAUGACAUGAUCCACCGUGUGCUCUGCUCUCAGCAGAAUGCCGUUGGUGCCGUGCCGGCGGCGGCUCAAGGGGCCCUCUCCUACGCUCCAUCGAUGGACCGGCAGGAGGAUGGACAUGAUCGCAUUGGUGAUGCCUCUGCACUGACUCCACAUGUGAAGCGCAGCAGUACUGUAGAGGGAGGUGGGUACGCCAUGCGUGGUGGAAAUUCAGAUGCUGAUGCAGCAGAUCCUGUGAGGGGGCAAAGGGCAGGUGUGAUCGAGGAUCCGAGAGGGAAGAAAAAUUUCAGGGAGGGAGAUGGAGACCGUGAUCAGAAACUCCUCGUUGACUGCGAUGGCCAGAACAAGUGCAGAGAUAAUUCAAUGUCCAAAAGGAUAUGUGCGCGAGAGGAUGAAUCUUUUAAUGAAGUGGAUGCCGAUUCUGCUGGUGGUGGUGGUGCGGUCGAUGCGCACUCUUCUCAUGAUGACAUGCUUGAAGACGAAGGUGCUUCAUGUCAGCACGAUGAAGGGCUCGAUUCUGUUGAAAAGAAAGAGGAGGCAGUAUCGACCAGGCCGGCAGAUGAAGUUGAAUCAUCAGUGCAGCUGUGUACCCAUGAGACCAUGUCCAUAACUGAUGAUAAAGCGUCACAACUCUGCUUCUCAGUGAACAAGAAUGUCUCCACCCCCGCCACAGAACAACAUGCUGAUGAAGGAAUGGCACAGGGGAAACUGGUUGAGCAACAAGAUCACCUGGACAAGGACGAUAAAGUACAAAAGGGAGAUAACUCCAAAGAUACCGAGGCCAUUCAUUCUGAGUAUGUAUCUGAUUCUCACCAAUAUGAGGGGCCAUCAAGGGUAUUUGACUUAAAAUGCCGCAGGAGUUCAAAAUCUGAAAUACUGACUGAUCAGGUUGCUGGCCACAAUUUUGUUGGUUCAGAAGUUGAAGUGACCCCCAUUGAAAGGGCAUCCCAGGAGAAUCAUGAUAGAUCGGUUAAGAGACAUGGUUCCGUGUCUGCUACUGUUUUUGGCCCUUCAACUCCUAAUUUAAAAUUGUCAGAGAUGAAAGUUAACAGCACCGAGCUAGAUUAUCAUAGAAGUAAUCCCCUGCCGCAUGAUUUGGAUGAUUGUGCGCGCAGUUUGAGGGAAAAGCUGGUCUGUGGCCACAAGGAACCAUGGUUAGCUGAGGUGUGCAACAGUGCAAGCAGCAAGAAAGGAAGAGAUCUUCCCCCUUGUGCCGAGUCCACGGAAGAAGGUAAUUCUUCAGAAAAAGAAGCAAUGGCGCGCAGAGUUAAGGGAAAGGAGCUAUGGACAGCCAAGGUGUGCAAUGGUGAAAUGAGCAGCAGAGGAACUGAUCAUCCACCUCGUGCCGAGUCUACAAAACAAUAUAAUCCUUCAGAAAAAGAAAUGACGGCACACGAAGUUGUGGAAAAGGAGCCAUGGACAGGAAGAAUAUGCAAGAGCGAAAGAAGCAGCAUCAAAGGAUUUGAUCAUCCACUUUGUGCCGGGUCCAUGAGAGCAGGUAAUUCCUCAGAAGCGAGACAAAGCACAAGAACAGUCACAUUGGUCGAUAUGGAUGGAACCAAAUGGGAAAUGCAAUUGGACGAAUCUUUCGAGCUCGGUCCGCAAGAAAGCAGCAGUUUCACCUGGUCAGAAAAGGAAAACAGCAGUUCAGAUGCUAAAGAAAUCCAGAGUCCUUCGGCGAAACCCCGUCAGAAUGUUGAAGAACGUCCACAGGGUGCACCUGAGAAUGGAGGAACUAGGGUACCGAUCGAGAGGAGCAAUCUUCUGCGACAUGGUUCCUUCAAGACCCCAGCGUCCAGCGAUCGAAUGGUAUCGAAGCAUGCAGGGGCCACAUCAGCUGAUGGCGCUGAAGGGGCUUGGGACAAAAGAAGGCAACCGAGGCAGGUGGUUAGGAAAAUACCCAAUAGCAGGGCAGCGAAGAUAUAUGGCUACAGGUAGGCUGAAGGUGAAGGCAGUGCUUGAGUUAAGAUGUUGCUGAAAGCUGUGUCGCAGGUGAAUAAAACCUACCCAGCAGGGCUGCAGGAGGACAUUGCAUUUUGGCUUGGAAACCAUCUAACUAGACUGAAUGCCACGGACGUUUAUGGCUUUGCUUUAUGCACUUGAGACUGCAAUUCUACUUCGUGUAUGUACGUAAUGUGAAUGGUUCAUUCAUCGUGUGGAACCUGAAACCAAAAAAGGCUUGAAAAACAGUUGCCAGCAUC